AUGGCACUUCCGACCCAGUUUGAUCGCCUCGGAGCCAUCGGCCAGCCCUAUAUAAACCCUAAACCCUCUCAGAGAGGGUAUCCAUUACCUCCUGGACUUCCCUACAGACACAGAGACAUGUCGACCAUGCACGGACAGCUCCCACCUGCGGAAUACCACCAGCACCACCAGCACCAGGCUUUUCCUGCCAGCAACCUCACCAGGAGCGCCAACAUGCAGCACACAGACUACAUCAUGUACGAGAACGCAGGUCUGGUGAAGAGCAGCAGGCCGGUGAUGGACAGCGCGACUCUGCUGACACACCGCAGAAAGAGAACCAAUUUCACCCAGCAACAGAUCAAAGUACUGGAGAAGGUCUACUCAGACACCAAGUACCCAGAUAUCUACCUCAGGGAGAGACUGGAGGCCCUGACUGGCUUACCUGAGUCUAGAAUCCAGGUGUGGUUCCAGAACCGGCGUGCCAAAUCCAGGCGCCAAGUGGGAGCUCCAAUCCCAGCGAAGACCAAAGCGAACGUUCCCAUCAUCCCUACCAAACCCCCAGCCUCGUACCCCGUCCAACACGAGCAGCUGAAGCCAGAGCAGCGGGGCAAUUACAUCCAACCGGGGCAGGAGCUGAGGGUCAACUUCACCCAGCCUACACACAACAGCUUCGACUCGCAUACCAUGCCCACUUUUUUCUCCAAGCCUAUCGAGGAGAGGAUCAGAGCGGAUCAGGGAACACGAGACGACCUGCGAGAGCUCCAUCAGUACAGCAGAGAAAACGGACACCUCCAUUCGGCUCAGUACAAACCAGAGCCGACGGUCAAGCACGUGCUGGUGGAUUACGAUAACUUCCCACCCAACAGGACCAUCGGACCGGACAUGAAGGUGAUCAUCCCUCCGGUCCCGACGCAAAUCAACUUUAACAGGUCACCACCCAAACAGCUGACCUGCCAGAUGCAGCAGAUUCAAGUCAGAAUGCAGCAGGAUCCUCUGGACCACUUCUCGCCCAUCGGCGGCAGCGAUUCGGGCGAGUUUACCGACUCCGAUUCCGACUGGGAGAGGGAAGCCAUGGCUGGAUUGAGUGCUUUUAUGUAG
This is a messenger RNA of Trichomycterus rosablanca, 1077 nucleotides long. It is a transcript of the gene mixl1, whose product is annotated as Mix paired-like homeobox. The record is from RefSeq and is a predicted model, not a curated record. The transcript has 3 exons. Lineage: Eukaryota; Metazoa; Chordata; Actinopteri; Siluriformes; Trichomycteridae. Gene Ontology annotation, biological process: regulation of transcription by RNA polymerase II; hematopoietic progenitor cell differentiation; endoderm development. Gene Ontology annotation, molecular function: RNA polymerase II cis-regulatory region sequence-specific DNA binding; DNA-binding transcription activator activity, RNA polymerase II-specific. The coding region runs from base 1 to 1077 and encodes 358 amino acids.